AUGCCACUCGAAGACGUAACGCGCAAAGUGUCGAAUCGGUUAGAGGUUCCACAACAAGCCAUCGCCACAUACAGACAUUUCAACCUCACUGGACGACUUGGAAGCGGUAGUUUUGGAAUUGUUUACAAAACGCGAGACAGCAAAUGGCGUCCUAUUGCAUUGAAGAUCGUUCUCCUGGAAAAUCUAAAAACGGUGGAAAGAACCAUUGAGCCGAUCCAAUGUGAGACGGAAUGCUGGAGGCGAUGCAACGGUCAUCCAAACAUCGUUCGUCUCUUUGAGUGCAAAAGGUAUCUCUGCACAUUCUACUACAGCAUGGAACGCACCAUUGGGGACGUCCACUUGUUGGCAAAGGCACUCGGCGAUCACAAAAUCAGUGAGGCAAUUGUGAAGAGAAUUGUGGCUCAGGCGUUGAGGGGUGUCCUCUACAUGCAUUCAAGAGGCGUCAUCCAUCGAGACAUCAAGCCCAGCAAUAUGCUUGUCACAAUGGAUGGUCGCAUAGUACACACCGACUUCGGUUGGAGCAAAAUGCUCAAUCUUGGAUCAACAACCAGCACGCGUGGUGGAACGGCCGAAUAUCUUGCGCCGGAAUUCUUUACUCAAACGGACUAUCAUCAUUCAGUUGACCUAUGGGCGCUUGGAACGUGCAUGUACGAAUGGGUCGUCGGCAACAAUUAUCUGGUGACGAAGAUGCGCAGCGACACGCACGGAUAUCAAAAGAAGGUCGAGUUCCUGGAGAAAAACGCCGAACUCUUCCAAGGUUUUGCCCAAUCGCGAGCACUCACUAACUCAUCGGCUUCAUUGUCAGCUCGUUCGGUCAUCAAAUCCUUCCUCAGAUUGGACCCAGCGCAACGCCUUGGCUACAAUCCAGCAGACCCGAUGGCUGAAUAUCCAAAAGUGAUGCGCAAAAGCUUCUUCAGAGAACUAGAAAAUUGCGAUAUUCGACUUCCAACAGAUAUUCUACAGAAAGUCAGCAACGCUUAUAGCUCAAAUCGCCCUGAGAACAUUCUGAAGGACAUGAAGAAGUUGUCCGACUGGAAGAAAGAAACGUUGCCGGUGCAGUGGAAUGACCUUUUUGCGGAUUUCGAAUGGAGUUGCGAUGAUCCGCCGAAGAAUCCGUUUGAACAGAUGGCCGUCGAUUCAAUUGAAGGAAACUCACCAGCGAGUGCCUACAAGACGCCACUUGCGAAGCGAGUAUUGGAGAUCAACUGCCCUCUCAAUGCGCCUUACGUGAAAAGAACGCGUCCCUUCGUCGCA
Molecule: messenger RNA, 1254 nt
Organism: Mesorhabditis belari
Lineage: Eukaryota; Metazoa; Nematoda; Chromadorea; Rhabditida; Rhabditidae
Source: the annotation of a GenBank genome assembly